AUGCGCGCUCAAGAAAGGUGCGCAGGCUCGUCGGAGCCCACGCAUGGCUGCGUGGCUGCGUGGCUGCGUGGCACCCGCGGGCGCCCUGCUGCCGCCUACGACUGGCUACGGGUUGCCUACGUUGACCUUGCCGAGCAUGACGACGACGAUGGUGACGAUGAUGAUUCGGACGAUGACGAUGCGGACGAUGAUGAUGCGGACGAUGAUGAUGCGGACGAUGAUGAUGCGGACGAUGAUGAUGAUGCUGCAGACGAUGAUGCUGCCGCUGCUGCCGCUCCUGUUGAUGGUGACGAUUCUGGCAGCAUGAGUACCUAUGAGAGCCCGCCCUCCAGCCCGUGGAGCGGUUGCCAGCGGACGAAGCGGCAACAGCGUGGUAGGAGCUGCAAUACUAGCGCACAGCACGCUAGACAACGCCCGUGA
Drechmeria coniospora is the source of this 420-nucleotide messenger RNA. RefSeq lists its product as uncharacterized. NCBI's taxonomy places the organism in Eukaryota, Fungi, Ascomycota, Sordariomycetes, Hypocreales, Ophiocordycipitaceae. The coding region runs from base 1 to 420 and encodes 139 amino acids. The record is from RefSeq and is a predicted model, not a curated record. The transcript is spliced from 2 exons.